CUUUGGUUUCGGACAGAGGAUCAGCUCUUUUAAAGCAAAAUCAUGAACUUUACGCUGAAAGACUUUGAAGACUUGUCACGCUUCUGUUCCCACAUGCAUGAAUAAUGCCACAAAUUCCUGUUAAGAAACGACAUCUGGAACUUAAAAGCACCUCUGCUAUUCUGUUAAUACCCAGAAAAAGGUGUGAUACUUUAUUCAGCUAUAGACGACCAAUCACAACAAACGUCCAGUUUCAGCAAUGUCCACUCCCGAAAGCGACCAACUUGAACUUCAAGUGUUUUUCAGACGAAGUCUGCGUAGUUCGACUCAACACAAACGCCCUAUGCCAUACCUUGAUCCAAAGCACUAUGUUUACUAUUUGCGUCGCCAGGUAGCACUAAGUAAUGGAGUUAAGCCAAAAAAUAAAAGAAAAUCUGAGGACACUGACGUGACCCUGGAACUUCCAAGUGUAUAUUAUCUGCUACAAAAAUUGAAAGAAGAUUUGCAAGCUGCCAAUAAAAAAUUUCUCCUGGAGUUUGUAGCCGAGCCUCAGAAUGGAGUUAGAUUAGUCCUAGACCUUUUGAACAGUUGCUGGAGAAUACAAAUUGAUCAGGAGCUAAGUUGGAUUCAUGAUUCUGAAAGGCAGUUUUUGCUGAGAAACGCUUUGCGCGAAGAACACGAAUGCCUUUUAUGUUUGAAAAACUGCAUAAAACUAAAGGAGGCUGUUACCAUGGUCAUGAAACACUCUAAUGGACUUUCCACUUUGGCAUUUUGCAUCACGAGUAAUUGCAGAAAAUCUCGUUUGCUGGCGCUGCAGCUACUGACAACUGUCUGUCAAGCUUCUUUUGAUGGCAACGAAAGGGUUCUUGAAGCUAUGACAUCUGUAAAACUGGCUUAUGGUGAAUCGGUACGGUUUAAGUUCAUGAUGUCAAUGUUGAAGUCGGGAACACGUAAUUCAACUGAUUUUAAAUGCGCUGUCCUUGUGUUAAUCAACACGAUUCUCCUAAGAACUCACGACUUGGACCAGAAAGUCCGCCUACAGUGUGAGUUUAAGGAAGCAGGAUUAAAUAUACUGAAGCUUGAAGAGGAAUUGUUUGAGAAAACGACGCCAACUAAUGACAGCUUUUGGAAAGAAAUAUCAAAGUGGAAAGAAAGAUAUGUGAAUAUACAAGAAAUAAUGAGCGAGAGCCAACAGAUGGCGUCUCAAAUUAAAGCACUAAAAAAUGAGGUUGAGCAUCUCCACAAAAUGAAUAAAAAACUGGAAGCUCAGAAAAGAAGUUUGAUGCACGCUGAAAUAAAAAAGCUGGAAACGACUGAGAUGAAUGAAAGCUAUUAUAAAGAAAUAAAAUCACCGCAUCAGUAUCCCGUGGAUAUCAUUGGAAGUGGCCACCCAAACAACGAUGAAAUUAUAAUUAAUGUACCCACAGUAUUCUCCUCUAAGAAAAAGCUUGCAAGUAGAUCCAGAGCUUCUGCAUCCUACCACAGUAGGCAGCUCACACCAAAGACAAUACUGUUUAACUUCAAACUACGGAAAAAGUGGUAAAACGUUGAAAGCCACAAAAAACGUUCAACCAGUCCCAAUCGGUGAUUACCACACCUCUCUAGAAGAAAGAAAAGUACCUAGUUAUCAGUUUACAGCGCCUUCCACGCAGUGCUUUAAUAAUGUUGAUCGGAGUUCGGGAAAAAAGGUGUCACCAAUGGUUCACGUUUUGAAACUACUCGAACAACUGAUACAUACGAGUAUGGAGGAAAUGCUGCUUCACUUAAAUGUGCAGCAGAUUGUGAGAAACAAUCUAUCAUCUCUAAUUCAUCCGAUGUCUCUUUCAUACCAAAAAGUUCGUUUUCUCUCUGCUUGCGGUCCCCAUCAUCUUGGCAAGAUGAUAUAAUUGUGCAAGAGGAUUUAAUUAGACCAGUAUUGAAAACAUCAUUUCUGCGGGAUAACUACGAAAACAAGUUCAU
This is a messenger RNA of Limulus polyphemus (Atlantic horseshoe crab), 1938 nucleotides long. RefSeq lists its product as uncharacterized. Gene Ontology annotation, cellular component: cytosol. The record is from RefSeq and is a predicted model, not a curated record. NCBI's taxonomy places the organism in Eukaryota, Metazoa, Arthropoda, Merostomata, Xiphosura, Limulidae. Bases 239 to 1522 code for a protein of 427 amino acids. Gene Ontology annotation, molecular function: actin filament binding; small GTPase binding. The transcript has 12 exons. Gene Ontology annotation, biological process: cortical actin cytoskeleton organization; cell migration; regulation of cell shape.